AUGCCUCUCGAGAUCCGCCUCCUGAUCUACAGCUAUCUGGUCGACGAUGGAGGCCACCGAAGACUUCGCGUCAAGUCGAUGAAGGAUGGCGAGAUAGACGGCAUACCAGACUCGAAGCGGGCGCGCUAUCUUGUGGUGGAGGGCUAUAUACAGCGGCGAUGCUACGAAACGACCUACACGCUCGCCACAGAGAGCGCCAGUUUUCAUCUCGGCAUCAUGGGCACCUGCAGGCGCCUGUACGCCGAGGUGGCGAACAUUCUCUACGCCAGGCAUUCCUUCGACUUUGGGGCCGACAUCGCAGCCGUCAUUCCAUUCUUCUCCGACCGCACCGCGUACGCUCGAGCCAUGAUCUCCGAGAUCUCAAUACAAAGGCGCGUGCCUAUCUUGAUAGGGCACGGAGACGGGGGCCAGUGGUCUCAUGUUGCCCGAUACCUAGCGGAGCACGCCUCCUUACGAAAGCUGCGGCUCGUAGUCGGUGGAGGCAGGCCGGCAGAGGCAUGGGAAGGGCCACAAGAACUUUCAAAGUCGGACUUUGAGCUGUUGGCAGUGCUGAAGCACGAGUGCAUCGACUGGGCUACCGACUUGGCGCGGAUCAAGGACCUGGACGAAGUCGAGAUCGUGCCGGAGAUCCAUCACGCACAGGCCCCCAGAACACCAUCCAUGACGGUAUUCGCGGCCUUUUCUGCGUCCAUCGAGAAGGGACUCAGCCAGUAUAUUAGAGAGCGACUUGGUAUUAGGACGGACAAUGCUGUUGAAAGGCAUACAUGA
Messenger RNA from Thyridium curvatum, 768 nucleotides. RefSeq lists its product as uncharacterized. Lineage: Eukaryota; Fungi; Ascomycota; Sordariomycetes; Thyridiales; Thyridiaceae. Bases 1 to 768 code for a protein of 255 amino acids. The transcript has a single exon. The record is from RefSeq and is a predicted model, not a curated record.